Messenger RNA from Nerophis lumbriciformis (worm pipefish), 1203 nucleotides. RefSeq lists its product as uncharacterized. Gene Ontology annotation, molecular function: cytokine activity; growth factor activity. The record is from RefSeq and is a predicted model, not a curated record. Lineage: Eukaryota; Metazoa; Chordata; Actinopteri; Syngnathiformes; Syngnathidae. Gene Ontology annotation, cellular component: membrane.
GACGUGCUCUCACAGUGGCGCAACACCCGGGAUUCUGGAGUAAGACUUCGUGACAACCCAGGGGCCCCGUCGUUGGCCACAUGACGCUGAAACCUGUUGGCCUUUUCUCCUCAUCCAGAUGAACCCGCACGCGCUAGACUUUGCAACCAAGGCUCAGUGUCUGUGCUUGUUCCUCAUCCUAUGCUUUCAUGUGGCACAGGCAGGUGUUCCUGGUCCAUGCCGACACUCGGUAACACAGGACCACCUUCACAGCCUCGAUCGCCUGAUUGACAAUCAGCUGCACCACGGCUGUUUUAUUAUAUAUCCAUUCGUUGAACAUUUAAAUUUGAGUAAUAUCUGUUAUAUCAAAGCAGCCCUCCCACAUGUGCUGGAGCUCCUGAGAACACAUUUCCGUUACAUGAGGAACUCGGACAACAGAAGAUAUGUCAACACGCUGGAAAAAAACAUCCACCAUCUUUACUCGCAGGGAUGUGUAUCAGAAAUAAAUGAAGAGAUCGAGGACAGUCCAUCCAGACUGAUACAGAUGGAAGAGAGCUCUCCAAAAGAGGCAUUAAAAAAAGCCCGAGGAGUUCUCCAGAUGUAUAUGACGCUGAUGACAGUGAGCCCUCGUCCUGUGGACUGGCGUUGUCAAGAAGAAUAUUCUGCCUUGGAUAAUUCAACCCCUUCACCAGAAUCGGUUACCACCACAACAGGUGAGUCAGACGGAGGCCAGACACGUUGCUCGUUUUGUGCAUUACCAGACUCUGCGGUGUGGAGUUAAACUCUGAAGACGGUUGGAACUGUGGUCGAAGCUGAGCAGAAAGAACUGAGCCUCACAGCACUGCCUGACCUGAGGAGAAUGUCUUAUUUUUCACUUUGAAAUGUUGUGUUAAAUGUUAGAUAUUUUAAGAUGAAGUGAAAAAACAAACUACAAAGUCAAAGUCAGGUCCUUUGCCAGAGGGUUGGGAGCUUCAGGAUCUUAGCUGUUCCCAAUACUGCGCUCUUAUGUCAGAUGUUGUUCCUGGUACCGACCACCACCGCGGUCUUCUGAUGUUUGUUCAUCGCUACUUGCACCAGUUUGUCAGUCUGGAUCCGGGUUUGUUUCUCAACCACCUAUAUACAGUAUAUGAAUGUACUGUAUAUGCACAGUAUACGACUGUACUGUAAAUAUACAAAAUAUAUGUACAUAUGAAAAUAUUUAAAAAUGUCGCAGCUCGGCAGCCG